Molecule: messenger RNA, 2101 nt
Organism: Thunnus maccoyii (southern bluefin tuna)
Lineage: Eukaryota; Metazoa; Chordata; Actinopteri; Scombriformes; Scombridae
Product: homeodomain-interacting protein kinase 4-like
Exons: 9
Coding region: 44-2101 (685 amino acids)
Biological process (GO): peptidyl-serine phosphorylation; peptidyl-threonine phosphorylation
Cellular component (GO): cytoplasm; nucleus
Molecular function (GO): protein tyrosine kinase activity; protein serine/threonine kinase activity; ATP binding
Source: RefSeq, a predicted model, not a curated record
UCUCCAUGAUAGAAAGAAGAAGACAUCAGAUAACCUUUUUGCCAUGGAGACACCAAGUUCAUCGAAUUACAGCGAAACCCACUUCAAGAAGUACAAAAUCUUGAAAAUAGUCGGAGAGGGCAGCUUUGGACACGUGUUCAAAUGUGUCCACAGAGGAACUGAAGAGAUCGUUGCCAUCAAAGAAAAGUGGUGGGCUCUGGACAAUGAGGCAUGCACCCUAAAAAUCUUAAUGGAAAAAAAGCUUGACAAAUGCAAUAUUGUCAAGUUCUACGAUGGAUUUUCGGGGGACCGAUGUCUUGUCUUCGAGCACUUAGACAUCACCCUGGGGGGGUUCCUCGCAGAAACAAAGACGGCCAUGCGUCUCCAAGACGUCAGAAGAAUCAUCCAACAGAUGGCCGUAGCAUUUGAUGCCCUAAAGAACAUCGGAUUGAUCCACACCGAUGUUCACAUCAAUAACAUCAUGCUGGUGGAUCGUGUCAGACCAAUCCGGGUGAAGCUGAUUGGUUUUGACAUGGCUAUUCCCAGCCACAAAGCCAAGAGGAGCAUGAUCGACCAUGGCAGUUUCUACAGAGCUCCAGAGAUUAUGUUAGGUAUGCCAUUUUCUGAGGCCAUUGACAUGUGGUCGCUCGGCUGUGUGAUGGCAGAAAUGGUUGUAGGCUCGACGCUGUUUCCAGGAAGGAGUGACCAUGAGACGCUACGGUACAUCAUUGACAUCCUGGGUCCGCCGUCAGAUCGCAUUAUCAAGGAAGGGAGGAAGUCAAGGGAAUACUUCCAGUCGGAUUCCCAAGGAUGGAGGCUCACGGAAUUCUCGAGAUGGUGUGGGACUGAUGACAGGUCCUACUCGUUCCGGUCCCUGGAUGGAAUAAUAAAGACGUGUCUGAAGAAAGUCAGGAGAUCGAGGGACUGCGUCAACUUGUUAAAGGCGAUGCUCCAGUGGGAUGGGAGGGAGAGGAUUACCCCCAGCGAAGUCCUCACCCAUCCAUUUAUUACAACGACCUACCGCAACAACAAAAGAACUCUGGAGACUGCAGCAAACGAACCCGGCCUGACAGAAACACCCAACUUGAACCAGGAAGCUGAGCCUGGAACCAGUGAGGUAUACGAGCCCAGUAUGAACCAGGAACCCGGAACCAAUGAGGUGGAUGAACCCGGUAUGAACCAGGAACCCGGAACCAAUGAGGUGGAUGAACUCAGCCUGAACAAGGAAGAUGAAGAUGGAUUCUGGAGUAACGUUCGUCGCACAGUGCCAUCAGGUGUGAUCAUGGUUCAGCCUCUACCUCCUGCAUUCAGUCUUCCACCGGUGGAGCUGGUAUCCUGUUUGCGAGAGGCACAGGCUGAACCUGGACCCAACAACGUAGAGGAGGAUUUCUGGAGUGCUAUACGCCGCAUAGCACCAUCAGGCAUCCUUAUGGUUCAGCCAGCUCGUGCUCCUGGUCUUGCUCCUGCUCGAGCUCCUGCUCCUGCUCCUGCUCCGGCUCUGGAUCCCGCUACCGCCCCCGCCCCCGCUCUGGCUCCAACUCUGGCUCCAGUUAAGGCUCCUGCUCCUGCUCCGGCUCCUGCUCCGGCUCCGGCUCCGGCUCCGGAUCCCGCUACCGCCCCCGCCCCCGCCCCCGCCCCCGCUCUGGCUCCGACUCUGGCUCCAGUUAUUGCUCCUGCUCCUGCUCCUGCUCCGGCUCCGGCUCCGGAUCCCGCUACCGCUCCCGCCCCCGCUCUGGCUAUGGCUCUGGCUCCAGCUAUGGCUCCUGCUCCUGCUCCUGCUCCUGCUCCUGCUCCUGCUCCGGCUCCGGCUCCGGAUCCCGCUACCGCUACCGCCCCCGCCCCCGCUCUGGCUCCGGCUCCGGCUCCUGCUCCUGCUCCGGAUCCCGCUACCACUCCCGCCCCCGCUCUGGCUCCCGCUCCCGCCCCCGCCCCCGCCCCCACUCUUGCUCCGGCUACUGCUGCUACGGCUCCUGCCACUGUUCUAUAUGACAACAAUCACCUGGAUAGAACGGAUGACAGCGAGCCGAAGAAGAAGAAGAAGAGGAACGGCUUCAAACGUUUCUGCUCCUGGUGGAAGAGGACGUUUUUCUCAUGCUGCUGCGUGAGCACCGUGGAGGACUGA